ACAACAACUGAAGCAACGACACCUACUCCAACACCUGAGGCGACAACGACACCUGUUCCAACACCUGAGGCGACAAUGACACCUGUUCCAACAGCUCAAGCAACAACCACACCUGCCCUGACAACAACUGAAGCAAUAACGACAUCUUCUCCAACACCUACUCCAACAGCUACGCCAACGGCGACAACAACUGAAGCAACAAUGACAUCUUCCCCAAUAAUUGAAACAACAACGACACCUUCGACAAGGACACCUGUUCCAACACCUGAGGCAAUAACCACACCUGCCCGGACAACUGAAGCAACAAUGACAUCUCCAACAACUGAAGCAAUGGCGACAACUGCCCCGACAACAACUGCAGCAACGACGACUGCCCCUACAACAACUGACGCAACAAUGACACCUGCUCAAACAACUCAAGCAACAACGACACCUGCUCCACCAACUGAAGCAACAACACCUGCUCCAACAGCUACGGCAACGACACCUACUCCAACAACUGCAGAAACAACGACAUCUACCCCAACAACAAGUGAAGCAACAACGACACCUGCCCAAACAACUCAGGCAACAACGACACCUGCUCCAACAGCUGAAGCAACAACCACACCUGCCCUGACAACAACUGAAGCAAUAAUGACAUCUUCUCCAACAACCGAAGCAACGACACCUCCCCCGACAACAACCGAAGCAACAACACCUGCUCCAACACUUGAACCUGUGUUCCUAAAGGCAUUCCCUUCCUCCUUCUUGUCCUUGGACGUGGUGUCAUUCAGAAGUGGAUCAGUCAUCAAUGACAUGAACCUUCUCUUUGCAAGCACAUCUGUUCCUAAUAAUACUGAGAUUAGGAGGGUUUUGAUCAAUGAUAGUUUAAACGUCACUGGCUUCGACAUUGAAAGGAGCUCAAUCAAAGUGAAUGGCACAACUGCUCAAACAACCGAAGCAACAACGACCCCUGCCCUGACAACGACAGUUACAUCAACGACACCUGCUCCACCAACAACUGCUGCACCAAACACGACUUUGGCCACUCCACCUAUUUACCUUAUCUCAAUCAUUUUGGAAAUUUCUUUUUCAAUUGACCUCACUAACCCCAACAGCAGUCCAUUCAAAGAUCUUGAGCAACGAGUUGUAGCUACGUGUGAGUUCAUAUACAGACCAAGAUUUGUUCAGUUUGACCACUGUAUUGUGACACUGUUCAGGAGUGUUCCAAUUCGAGCCGAUGUAACUGAAGCAGAGUUGCAGGUUGUGUUCAAUCAGACAACUCGCUUUGAAGAACUCCCACAGAACAGUGUCGUUGCUCAAACCUUAGUAGAAGCUGUGAGUAAUACCAACAACAGCUUCAAUGUGACCAUAAAUCCCAACAAAGUCAUUCUAAUAGAAGGUCCAGUUCCAUCUACAACUACCACACCUGCAACUACCAUAUCUACUUCUACUGCACCUGCAACUACCACAUCUACUACUACAGCACCUGCAACUACCACAUCUACUACUACAGCACCUGCCACUACCACAUCUACAUCUACCACACCUACAACUCACAUUUACAAGUGA
Micropterus salmoides (largemouth bass) is the source of this 1554-nucleotide messenger RNA. Its product is annotated as mucin-2-like. The transcript has 10 exons. Lineage: Eukaryota; Metazoa; Chordata; Actinopteri; Centrarchiformes; Centrarchidae. The annotation marks the transcript as partial. The record is from RefSeq and is a predicted model, not a curated record.